AUGGUAACAAGAGAAACGACAAGAACUUAUCUGGAUUCUCAUGAAAUUUAUAGAAUAUCAAGUAAAUGGUGUUGUGGAAAAUAUGAGCCCUCCGGAAAAUGCGAAAAACUUUCUGAUCAUAACAUCGCUGAUGAUGCUGUUUGUGCUUCUAAAAUUUUUAAUAUUCAAGGUGUCGAAGCUUGGAGUCAAACAGAAGCACGAUGUAAUUACAUAUUUAAGCAUGUGGUUGAAACAUGUUUGGAUGAAUACAAAGAAUCGGAAACUUGGGAUGAUUCUAAUGAAGAUCACGAUCAGAUUUCAAAAGCAACAAACUUUCAUGGAGGAUAUUUUAUUCUUCCAUUUGUACUACUUUUGUCUUUAAGAAUGAUUUAA
This is a messenger RNA of Clunio marinus, 372 nucleotides long. The record is from the annotation of a GenBank genome assembly. Lineage: Eukaryota; Metazoa; Arthropoda; Insecta; Diptera; Chironomidae.